AUGUCUUUUCUAACCAACGGAAGUAACACUACAAAUACAACAUCUGAUUUCAAAAGAUACAGUUUUAUCCCAUCGUUUUACAGCUUCCGGGAAGGAAGUCUAUUAUUUAUAUCUAUUGUAGGCACGGCGAUGAACUUGUGGUUUCUGGCGGCCAUCUUGAGCUCGCCAGUUCUUCGAUCACGGCUUCGCAACAAAAUCCUCUGCAACAGUUUUCUGUUGCAUGUGGUCAACUGCGCAAUAAUUUUACCCAUCAAUUUCGGUAUCUCCUUCAGUCGCAAAGAUGUUGGAUGCGCUUUAAUAUCAAUGUUCAACAACGUGGACCUCAUGCAGGACUUUGUAGAUAACUGGCUGUUGGUGAUCAUCAUCGUCAUCUUCAUUGCCCAAAUCCAAGACUUUGAUCUGAGAAGCAGAUUUAGUGACAGAACUAUAAAAGUGGGCACUGUUGCUCUGCUAGUAGUCCCCUGGCUUUCGUCGUUGGUUGUUGUCCCUGUUAUUAUUAAAGAACAUCUUUCAGACAGUAUCAAGGAUUGCCUAGUCUCAACACUGGAUGCGUUGGAAGUGCUGAGAGCUGUCGACACGGCUCUGCCCAUCAUCCUGGCCAUACUGCUAGUGAUAGCCGCGGCAGUCAUGAAGCACUGUGGAUUCACUCUGAGGAACUCACCUGUAUCCACUCAGUCGGAGCUCCUGAACAGAGGACCCGAGAUCGACAACACCCGUGCCUAUGUUGUGGCUGUGACAAUAGCUACACUCUGUGACUUACUUCGGCUGAUUCGGCAUUUAAAAAUUUAUAACUUUUCACAGCACGGCAUAAAAACAUUGUUGUACGCCAUUGUGAUAUCCGGCAUCCUGGUUGACCUCCGGUCUAUCCUGACCCCUAUUGCCUGGCUUUUGCUUCCUGACAUCAGGGAACGGAUCCGAACUUGGAGACCUUGGCAUCGCCCGGCACCCGGUAUUGAUGUGACUAUGACCUACAAAAAGGAGAGAAAUUAA
Molecule: messenger RNA, 990 nt
Organism: Candidula unifasciata
Lineage: Eukaryota; Metazoa; Mollusca; Gastropoda; Stylommatophora; Geomitridae
Source: the annotation of a GenBank genome assembly